Messenger RNA from Wallemia mellicola CBS 633.66, 1340 nucleotides. RefSeq names its product NAF1-domain-containing protein. The transcript is spliced from 3 exons. Gene Ontology annotation, biological process: ribosome biogenesis; box H/ACA snoRNP assembly; pseudouridine synthesis. Gene Ontology annotation, cellular component: sno(s)RNA-containing ribonucleoprotein complex. Bases 34 to 1098 code for a protein of 354 amino acids. NCBI's taxonomy places the organism in Eukaryota, Fungi, Basidiomycota, Wallemiomycetes, Wallemiales, Wallemiaceae. Gene Ontology annotation, molecular function: RNA binding. The record is from RefSeq and is a predicted model, not a curated record.
AUCCUCUCUAUCCAUUUGAUACGCAAACUAAAGAUGGAAAGUCUUCCAUUUGAUAUAAAACAAAUUUUAGAAAAUAAUUUGGUAGACCAGUCUGGCUACGGUGGAACUAAAAAGCAGAGUCAUUCUACCACUAGUAGCUCUGUUAGUAGUAGUAGUGAUGAUAGCGAUAGUGGCAGCGAUCAAAACAAGAACAACGAGGAGCUGGAAGAUGAUGACAGUGACGCUGACGAUCAAUGGGAAGUUGAUAGCAAUCCAAUCACUCAAGACGAAAAUCCUAUUCCAACAUUGGACGCACUCUUAGAAAACGCAGACCCAGAGGAUCCUAUAGCUUCAAAUAACCAACCUUUUCAUACAAAAAAUGAGCUCACUGAUCAUCAGAUAAAUCCUUUACCUUUUGAAAAGUUCCCAGUUGAUAUAAAGCUCCUCCCAGUUGGACAUUUGCACUCACUUAUAGAUAAUAUCCUCGUCAUACAAUCAUCAUCUUCGGGUGAACACAGUACGCUGGAUCAAGAUACUCUCAUCUGUUUAGAAGAUGGUACUUUGAUAGGUGAAAUUUUUGAAACUUUUGGAUCGAUUUCUUCACCUUUCCACUCUAUUUUAGUCAAAGAGGGUGCUAUAGACAUAGAGAUAGUUAAAUCUAAACAAAAAGUAUUCUAUGCACCAGAACAUGCCAAAAUUAUCGACACUAGGAUCUUACAACAAUUGAAAGGUUCUGACGCGUCCAACGUCUAUGACGAAGAAAUACCUGAAAACCAACAGGAAUUUUCAGAUGAUGAGGCUGAACAAUCUGCCAAAAAGGAGAAGAAAGCGAAGAAUAGAGUAGCUAAACAAUCUAACAAGAAUGAUUUCAUUGAUUACGUACCUCAACAAAGACCAGCAACUCUAGAUUACAAUGAUAACGAUUUCAAUCCUGAAGUCGCUUUGAAAGGUGCACCACAGCAGCCACAGCAGCCACAGCCAUCCUCUUUAGAUCAGCAAUAUAAUCCAUAUCAAUUCAUGCCAUAUAAUCCUAUUUUAAUGGCACAGCAAUUCACUGCUAUGCAAGCACAAAUGCAAGCACAUAUGCAAAACUGGAACAACAACAACAAUAACAAUUAACGAUUCGCAGUAAACACAUCUUCUCUUCAAACGAUCAAGUCGAAUUAUUUAAAUUAUAUUUAUUUAUUCACGUUCAUUACUUUCUCAUCAUGUUCUACGACGAUGAUAUCAGCAGCAUUUGGAAGAAUGACAACAAACUAAAAUCUUUUACAGUCCCAAAACAAUCACCACAAUCUGACAUAGCUUUUGUAUCUCUCCAGAACAGCAACCACGCUGUUUUACAUAACUCGAAUAUGCUCACA